Molecule: messenger RNA, 1920 nt
Organism: Marmota flaviventris (yellow-bellied marmot)
Lineage: Eukaryota; Metazoa; Chordata; Mammalia; Rodentia; Sciuridae
Source: RefSeq, a predicted model, not a curated record
UCAAUCAGAUUUGGAAAUGUGGAUAUGCCCUGCGUGCAAGCCCAGUAUAGCCCUUCGCCUCCGGGGUCCAGUUAUGCAGCACAGACGUAUGGCUCUGAAUACACCACGGAAAUCAUGAACCCCGACUAUGCCAAGCUGACCAUGGACCUCGGCAGUACAGAGAUCACGGCCACUGCCACGACGUCCCUGCCCAGUUUCAGUACCUUCAUGGAGGGUUACUCCAGCAGCUACGAACUCAAGCCCUCCUGCCUGUACCAAAUGCCUCCUUCUGGGCCGCGGCCUUUGAUCAAGAUGGAAGAGGGCCGCGCGCAGGGCUACCAUCAUCAUCACCAUCACCACCACCAUCACCAUCACCAUCACCAGCAGCAGCAGCAGCAGCAGCCGUCCAUUCCUCCUCCCUCUGGCCCGGAAGACGAGGUACUGCCUAGCACCUCCAUGUACUUCAAGCAGUCCCCGCCGUCCACCCCUACCACGCCGGGCUUCCCCCCGCAAGCGGGGGCGCUGUGGGAAGAUGCGCUGCCUUCGGCUCCAGGCUGCAUUGCGCCUGGCCCGCUGCUGGACCCGCCGAUGAAAGCAGUGUCCACCGUGGCGGGCGCGCGCUUCCCGCUCUUCCACUUCAAGCCCUCGCCGCCACACCCUCCAGCGCCCAGCCCGGCCGGCGGCCACCACCUCGGUUAUGACCCGACGGCCGCUGCAGCGCUCAGCCUGCCGCUGGGAGCCGCGGCCGCCGCUGGCAGCCAGGCUGCCGCGCUCGAGGGCCACCCAUACGGGCUGCCGCUGGCCAAGAGAGCGGCCGCGCUGGCCUUCCCGCCGCUGGGCCUCACUGCCUCCCCUACCGCGACCAGCCUGCUGGGCGAGAGUCCCAGCCUGCCAUCGCCCCCCAACAGGAGCUCGUCUUCCGGAGAGGGCACCUGCGCUGUGUGCGGGGACAACGCCGCCUGCCAGCACUAUGGGGUGCGCACCUGUGAGGGCUGCAAGGGCUUCUUCAAGAGAACGGUGCAGAAAAAUGCAAAAUAUGUUUGCCUGGCAAAUAAAAACUGCCCAGUAGACAAGAGACGUCGAAACCGAUGUCAGUACUGUCGAUUUCAGAAGUGUCUCAGUGUCGGAAUGGUUAAAGAAGUUGUUCGUACAGAUAGUCUGAAAGGGAGGAGAGGUCGGCUGCCUUCCAAACCAAAGAGCCCACUACAGCAGGAACCUUCUCAGCCCUCCCCACCUUCUCCUCCGAUCUGUAUGAUGAAUGCCCUUGUCCGAGCUUUAACAGACUCAACACCCAGAGAUCUUGAUUAUUCCAGAUACUGUCCCACUGACCAGGCCACUGCAGGCACAGAUGCUGAGCACGUGCAACAGUUCUACAACCUUCUGACAGCCUCCAUUGAUGUAUCCAGAAGCUGGGCAGAAAAGAUUCCAGGAUUUACUGAUCUCCCCAAAGAAGAUCAGACAUUACUUAUAGAAUCAGCCUUUUUGGAGCUGUUUGUUCUCAGACUUUCCAUCAGGUCAAACACUGCUGAAGAUAAGUUUGUGUUCUGCAAUGGACUUGUCCUGCACCGACUUCAGUGCCUUCGUGGAUUUGGGGAGUGGCUCGACUCCAUUAAAGACUUUUCCUUAAAUUUGCAGAGCCUGAACCUUGAUAUCCAAGCCUUAGCCUGCCUGUCAGCACUGAGCAUGAUCACAGAAAGACAUGGGUUAAAAGAACCAAAGAGAGUGGAGGAGCUAUGCAACAAGAUCACAAGCAGCUUAAAAGACCACCAGAGUAAGGGACAGGCUCUGGAGCCCACCGAGCCCAAGGUGCUGGGUGCCCUGGUAGAACUGAGGAAGAUCUGCACCCUGGGCCUCCAGCGCAUCUUCUACCUGAAGCUGGAAGACUUGGUGGCUCCGCCUUCCAUCAUCGACAAGCUCUUCCUGGAUACCCUACCUUUCUAA